AUGAACCAGCAACUUCUUGGCCAGACACUUAACGGUGCCCGUGGCAUUCCACUCCAACAGCAGCAAGCUGUUCAGGCGCAAGCACAGGCACAGGCACAGGCUCAAGCACAAGCACAAGCUCAAGCACAAGCUCAAGCACAAGCACAAGCACAAGCUCAAGCACAAGCUCAAGCUCAAGCUCAAGCUCAGGCUCAGGCUCAGGCUCAAGCACAAGCUCAGGCUCAAGCACAAGCUCAGGCUCAAGCACAAGCUCAAGUACAAGCACAGGCACAAGUCCAAGCACAAGCACAAGCUCAGGCACAAGCUCAGGCACAAGCUCAGGCCCAAGCUCAGGCUCAAGCUCAGGCACAAGCUCAGGCCCAAGCUCAGGCUCAGGCUCAGAAUCAAUCUCAGAAUAUCGACCCAAAUUCAUUGGAUGGUCGAUUUGCUCAUGAAAACGCGGAGACAUGGAUCGCUAUUGGAUCAUGUGCUGAUACCAUUGGCAGUGUUGAAAAAGCCGUGGAAGCAUUUUCAACAGCUUUGAGGUACACUCCAAACAAUCCCAAAGCACUGACAAAACUUGCCAACGUAUAUCGUACACGUGAUGCCUUUGCAGAAGCAGCUGAUCUAUACAGACGUGCCCUAUCUCUUGAUCAAAACAACGGCGAGACAUGGGGAUUAUUAGGCCAUUGCUAUCUCAUGUUGGACGAUUUACAAAGUGCAUAUACUGCUUAUCAGCAGGCACUUUUGAACCUUCAAAACUUGAACGCCUUUGUUCGUGUUUUGGAGAUGGACCCUAACUUCGAAAAGGCCAACGAGAUCUACUUUAGGUUGGGAAUCAUCUACAAGCUUCAGGGAAAACUACAGAAGGCUCUUGAAUGCUUUAAUUAUAUUCUCACAAUGCCCCCUGCUCCCUUGUCACAGUCUGACGUCUGGUUUCAAAUUGGCUCAGUAUUGGAGCAAAACAGGGAUUACACUGGUGCCAAGGAGGCAUACGAACGGGUCUUACAGACCAAUCCUAACCAUGCCAAAGUCCUCCAACAAUUGGGAUGCCUUUAUUCACAACAGGAAGCUCCCUUCCAUGACUCAGAUAUUGCCCUUCAUCUUCUACGUCAAUCUUUGGAAUUGAAUCAGGCUGAUGCCCAUUCUUGGUACUACUUGGGUCGUGUCUACAUGUCAAAACAAGAUUAUCCAAAUGCUUAUGAGGCUUUCCAACAUGCCGUUAACAUUGAUUCAAGAAACCCAACGUUCUGGUGCUCCAUCGGUGUUCUCUACUACAAAAUAUCUCAGUACAAGGACGCCCUUGAUGCAUAUACCAGGGCAAUCAGACUCAACCCAUACCUGUCAGAGGUUUGGUAUGAUUUGGGAACGUUGUAUGAAACUUGUAACAACCAGAUUGGUGACGCUCUCGAUGCUUACCAUCGUGCUGCUUCUUUGGAUCCAAACAAUCCCCAUAUUCAGGAGAGAUUGAUCCAACUUACCAAAUACCAGAAGGAAGGAGGAGUUCUUCCACCACCACCACCACCACCACAGGCCGCUCAACAACCAAUGCCUCAACCAGAAACAAACACUGCUGCCGCCAUUGGUGGCCCAGGCGUGGUACCACCACAGCUGCGUCAACCACCUCCACCAGGCCCUACGGGAUCUUCUUCAACUGGACCGCCACUUCAGUUCCCAGGCGCUCAGCAGUUGCCGCAGACUGCAGGCUCUCGAGUUCCAUUGCCUCCACCUCAGCAGCCUCAACAGCAGCAGCAGCAACAACAACAGCAAUUACAAUCAGUUGCCCCACUGAGACCUGUCUCAGGUAGUGCGCAGGCACAUCUCCCACCUGUUCAGCAGCCUGAAAAUGGCAAUACUGACAGUAGUGCCAACGAACAAGUUUCACUUCCACCUAUCUCGACAAACUCUCCAAGUCCGACACCGGCGGCCAGAGCAGCUACUCCUACGGGAAUUGUAGCUCAUGAAAACCAUAAGAGACCAGGUGAGAGUGAAGACAAUGAUUAUAAGAGACAGAAGGUCGAAGUAGAGGAAAACAGUUCAGAGCCUGAACCUGCGGCCGAGAAGCCGAAGGAUAAGACAGAUAAAAAGGUUGAUAGUCCAAACGACGGUCUUUCAGAGAAACCAGUCGAAAAGCUUGCAGAAGAAGCAUCGGAGCAGUCUGUCGAGAAGCCUGUAGAGCCGGAAGCCAGUGAAAGCGAAACUUCUGAAACGGGUGCAAAAAAGGAUGUGACAUCCAUUGCUGAUGCGGCACCUUCAAUAUCUCCGACUGAGGCAACUGAUGGCGAUAAGGAAUCCUCAAGUAAAGAGACAAAACCAAGCAUUGAAUUAAAACCGUUGGAUAAGGAGGAAGUGGCGGAAAUAAAGACUGAAAAAGAGGAAGAGGAAGAAAAGAAUAAAGAGAAGGAGAAAUCAAUAAGUAAUGGCUCCAACUCGAGUACUAGCUCUUCGAAUUCGGCCGAGAAAGAUGAAGCUGCGACAGAAGCUCCAGUCAGAAAGAUUGAAGAAGAUGAAGAUUAUGAUGAUUGA
Messenger RNA from Brettanomyces nanus, 2505 nucleotides. RefSeq lists its product as uncharacterized. The transcript is spliced from 2 exons. The coding region runs from base 1 to 2505 and encodes 834 amino acids. Lineage: Eukaryota; Fungi; Ascomycota; Pichiomycetes; Pichiales; Pichiaceae. The record is from RefSeq and is a predicted model, not a curated record. Gene Ontology annotation, biological process: regulation of gene expression. Gene Ontology annotation, molecular function: protein binding; RNA polymerase II cis-regulatory region sequence-specific DNA binding; chromatin DNA binding.